GGAUCGGUUUUCAUCACCUGUCCAUGUGAACCAGUAAUGGAGGACAAUUUGGUCGAUAAGUUGGAUAUACUGCCGCAAAGCCGGUAGGUAACAUGAUAUCAUCACAUAUAUACUUAACCCUACGACCCUUCCUACUAUCAUGUCUGAUAAACCAGCCUACGCUGCGCUCUCGGCCGAACCGGACUCAGAACCUGAGAUGCCUCUGCUGAGCUAUCAUGACUCAGUUUGCGAGGAUAAGAAAUCGAAGGUUCUCAGGCGGAUUCAUUGGGUCAUUCAUGGCUUCAGCGUUAUUGGGAUGCUUGUGCUUUUCAUUAGUCUUUACUUGGCUACCCAAAUCAACCAGGGGAAGUGCUGGAGUAUGUUCAACUACUAUUCUCCGGUGAAUGAUGCGGUUACUCCACAUCCAUAUGUUCAUCGAGUCUUCAACGGCUCACUUUGGCAUCAGAGCCGUUGGAAGGGGCCACCUACUGAGGAGGUAGAGCAGGCAUGGUACGAUAUUAUGAGAUAUGGCAUGAUUAGUGUCUCCAAGGAAGACAUCUUGAAGGUGCAACACCCGGACUGGUCCGCUCAGUUCCCAUCCGAAGCCGGUGGCGGCUAUAUUGCAGCGACCAUCGGGACGCAUCAGUUGCACUGCUUGCACUACAUCUGGCAAGAUCACUAUAUAGAUUACUUCCCCAAGACACAAGACAAGAAGCAGCGUGUGCCCGAAAUGUAUGAGCGUCACUACGAACACUGCGUUGAUUACAUCCGUCAGAGCCUUAUGUGUCAGUUUGACACCGGCAUCAUACCCUAUAACUGGGUCUUGGACCACGAAAAUCCGACCCCCAACGCCAACACGCACCACAAAUGCGUCGACUGGGAUGCUCUUCAGGCUUGGUUCGAAAAAAGACGAGUUCAGGUACCUGAAGGAUUCGAAUGGAGACAGCCAGAGAACGCUGUUUCGAUGGAUUGGAACCCUUAGGCAGGGGCAAAUCAUGAAAAUAAGCUGAAAAGAGACCUCUGUGGUGAUUGGAUUAGGAGGGACGACCCGAUCCGAGCCCUACAUCAAUACAGAAUAUUAGGUCGAUUAGCAAGGUUGGGCGAGGAGGAGAGGAGAAGGCUGGCUUUACCGGCUCCUUCACUUCCACGGGAGUAAGAAUACUAGUAUUGGUCAGGUGUACCUAUAUAAUUAUGCGCCAUAGGGAUUUGCUUACGUUCAUCCACGUCUUGUACUCGUCAGUGAGAUAAAAAAAAACUUUUAAGUCUUCAAUGCAGUAUUAGUACUUGGACGGUAACUAGCAGCACUUGAAUAUGACGUAUU
Molecule: messenger RNA, 1300 nt
Organism: Daldinia loculata
Lineage: Eukaryota; Fungi; Ascomycota; Sordariomycetes; Xylariales; Hypoxylaceae
Exons: 4
Coding region: 140-961 (273 amino acids)
Biological process (GO): mycotoxin biosynthetic process
Source: RefSeq, a predicted model, not a curated record